This is a messenger RNA of Daphnia pulex (common water flea), 1989 nucleotides long. RefSeq names its product phenylalanine--tRNA ligase beta subunit-like (gene beta-PheRS). Gene Ontology annotation, molecular function: RNA binding; magnesium ion binding; ATP binding. Lineage: Eukaryota; Metazoa; Arthropoda; Branchiopoda; Diplostraca; Daphniidae. The transcript has 10 exons. The coding region runs from base 186 to 1955 and encodes 589 amino acids. The record is from RefSeq and is a predicted model, not a curated record. Gene Ontology annotation, biological process: phenylalanyl-tRNA aminoacylation. Gene Ontology annotation, cellular component: cytoplasm; phenylalanine-tRNA ligase complex.
UCUAGUCUGCACUCGGCAGUCGCCAGCUCAUUGAAACCAGAGUUGCAAAGUUUUUCGAUUCCAUCCUCCAGCUUGUCCAAAAAACCAGGUGGCAACUGGGUGGCAAUUGGCAAGUUUGAUCACUGAUAUUGCAGUCCUGCUGUUAAUUUCUUUAUCAUCUUCUGCAACUUUUCCAGAACAACACCAUGCCUACCAUAAGUAUCAAUAGAGAUUUACUGUUCAAAGCCCUUGGAAGAUCUUACACGGAAGAACAGUUUGAUGAACUUUGUUUCAAAUUUGGCAUCGAACUUGAUGAAGUUACGAGUGAUAAACUCAUCAUUUUGAAAGAACAAGGAACAGAACGAUCAGCUGGUGCAUCAGAAGAAAUCAUUUACAAGAUUGAUAUUCCUGCCAAUAGAUAUGACUUAUUGUGUUUAGAAGGUCUUGUGCAAGGUCUUCAAGUAUUUUUGGGAGAAAAGCAAUUUCCAGCUUUUAAAGUUGUUCCACCAGUGACAGUUCCUCAAAGAUUAAUUAUCAAGCCUUCGACUGCAUCAAUAAGACCACAUGCUGUUGCAGCAGUUCUUAGAAACAUCCACUUUGACCAAAACACUUUCAGUAGCUUCAUAGAUCUUCAGGAUAAACUACAUCAAAACUUGUGCAGGAAACGUAGUCUUGUUGCAAUUGGAACUCAUGAUUUGGAUACAGUCCAUGGUCCAUUUUUCUAUGAAGCACUUCCACCUGAUUCAAUUAAGUUCAAGCCAUUGAGCCAGAGUAAAGAGUUUACUGCUUCUCAGUUAAUGGACUUGUAUUCAACUGAUAGCCAUCUUCGCCACUAUUUACCAAUUAUACGCGAUAGUUCAGUCUAUCCUGUUAUCAAGGACAGUAAUGGAGUAGUUCUUUCUAUGCCACCUAUUAUCAAUGGUGAACAUUCAAAAAUUACCUUAGAUACGAAAAAUGUUUUCAUUGAAUGCACUGCUACAGACCUAACCAAGGCUAGCAUCGUUUUGGACACUUUGGUCUGUAUGUUUUCUAGGUACUGCGGGGAUCAGUUUACUGUGGAGAUAUGCGAAGUAGAGACUCCAGAAGGAAAAAUCAACAACUAUCCGAUUUUAAAAAAUCGACAUGAGAAAAUCAGUGUUGACAAGAUCAAUACAAUGGUGGGUAUCAACGAAAAAGCUGACGAAAUCGCAAAUUUACUCACCCGAAUGUGUUUAACUGCCACCGUGGAAGGAACUGGUUCCAUUUCGGUUGAAAUACCCCCCACUCGUCAUGAUAUCAUUCAUGCGUGUGAUGUCUAUGAAGAUGUGGCGAUUGCUUUUGGAUACAAUAACAUAACCAAAACUCUACCGAAAACUAACACCAUAGCUUCACAGUUUCCCCUAAAUAAGCUGUCAGAUCAGUUGAGAGACCAGCUUGCUCAAGCCGGUUUCACAGAGGCUCUCACAUUUUCGUUGUGCUCGAAGGAAGACAUAAGCGAAAAGCUGAGGAAACCUCUGAACUCCGUUCCUGCAGUUCAUGUUUCCAAUCCGAAAACUUUGGAGUUCCAAGUAGCACGCACGACCUUACUUUCAGGUUUGCUCAAAACUAUCGCUGCCAAUAGGAAAAUGCCUUUGCCCAUGAAGCUAUUUGAAGUAUCCGAUGUGGUAGUGAAAGACAGUCAGCGAGAUGUUGGAGCUCGUAAUUGCCGCAAUCUGUGCGCCGUUUAUUACAAUAAGUCGCCUGGAUUUGAAUUAGUUCAUGGUUUACUAGAUCGCUUAAUGCAAUUGUUGGAAGUUCCACUGGAUCAGAGUGGCAGCAAGGGAUACUUCCUGAAACCAUGCGAAGAUGCAACUUUUUUCCCCGGACGAUGCGCCCAAAUCAUUUUUGCUGGCACUGUUGUCGGAAUCGUCGGAGUCUUACAUCCUGAUGUUGUGACAUCCUUUGAUUUAAAUCUUCCAUGUUCAGCUUUGGAGUUGAAUAUUGAACCGUUUUUGUAAGCAGUUACAAGAAAUAAAUGUGGUCUGUCAUUAA